UGGGCCCUGAGGAAGUGCACUCCUCAGCCAAUCAGCGCCCUGCCAGGCCGGUGGAUUCGGUUACAAGCCCAAGAUCACCCCACACUCCAGCCUCUUUCCUCCUCCUCCCCCCCCCGCAGCUCCAUUCAUUGGUCCCGCCGCCGCCGCCGCACUGGGCCUGCUGGACUCUGCUUCCGUCCCACCGCUCAGCUGCUGCCUCGUGGGGCCACCAAGGGCAGGCAUCCCAGGGGCUUUGUCUUACUGGGCUGGGCCAGUGCAGAAUGCGGGUUCUGGCAGGGCUGUUCAAGAUGCUGGGCUUCCUGGGGGUGGCCCUGGGGAGCUCCCCUGCCCUCUAUUGGCACAGCACCUCCUGCCACUUGGCCAAGCCCAUCCCUGGCAACCCCCUGGGGUCCCUGAGUUUCCUGGCCAAGGAUGCCCAGAGACUGGUCCUGAUCCAUGCCCACUGGGAUGCGCAUAGGAGGCUGCAGGCAUGUAGCUGGGAGCAUGAGCCAGAGCUCACUGCAGCCUACAGUGCCCUCUGUGCUCAUCAGACUGCCCGCGGCUCCUUCACCCACACCCCUGGACCUGAGCUGCAGAGAGCACUGGCCACUCUUCAGAGUCAGUGGGAGGCAUGCCGAGGGCCUGAGGAGAGUCCAGCAGGGGCCAGGAAGAAGCGAGCAGCUGGGCCGAACGGAGAGCCUGGUGGAGGGCACCAGCGAGAGAAGAGAGGAUGGACCAUGCCUGGCACGCUGUGGUGUGGACUUGGAGACUCUGCUGGGAACUCCUCGGAGCUCGGGGUCUUCCAGGGACCUGACCUCUGUUGCCGGGAACACGACCGCUGCCCGCAGAACAUCUCACCCUUGCAGUACAACUAUGGCAUCCGAAACUACCGAUUCCACACCAUCUCCCACUGUGACUGUGACACCAGGUUUCAGCAAUGCCUGCAGAACCAGCGCGACUCCAUCUCGGACAUCGUGGGCGUGGCCUUCUUCAACGUGUUGGAAAUUCCCUGCUUUGUGCUGGAGGAGCAGGAGGCGUGUGUGGCGUGGUACUGGUGGGGCGGGUGUAGGAAGUAUGGCACGGUGCCCCUCGCUCGCCUCCAGCCCAGGACCCUCUACAAUGCCUCCUGCAGCUCCCAGACCACUUCCCCAACUCCCAGCCCCCAGAGCCCAGCCUCUCCCAAGCCUGGACAGAAGCAGCACCUUUGGAAAUGGCCUCCACAGCAGAAAGGGUCCAAGCACCCCAGCAAAGCCAGCACCACAGCCCUCCAAGACCGUGUGGUCUCUCCUGGACUUGAUGUAGCCCUCACAGGCUUCCAGGUCUCACAGGGUGGACUAAAACUUCAGGGUGCCCACCGCGUCUGCCGCAGCUUCCGCCGCCACCUGGACCAGUGUGAGCACCAGAUUGGGCCCCAGGAAACCAAGUUCCAGCUGCUCAACGGUGCCCAUGAGCCCCUCUUCCACUGCAACUGCACACGCCGUCUGGCACGUUUCCUGAGGCUGCACAGCCCACCCGAGGUCACCAACAUGCUUUGGGAGCUGCUGGGCAUGACCUCCUGCUUCAAGCUGGCCCCUCCACUGGACUGUGUGGAAGGCAAAGACUGUUUCAGAGAUCCUAGGGCCAUCAAGGUGGCAGCCCGGCACUUGCGGAGGCUUCAGCAGAGGCGACGCCAGCACCAGGAUAAAAGCACAGACGAGAAGCAGGCAUGGCCUUCAGAGCCCUGGAGAGGCCCCGUGUCAUUCCACAACCAAUGCCUGCAGCUAACCCAGGCAGCCAGGAGAGCUGACAGGCAGAAAUCCUGGAGCCAGUGACCUGUUUCAGCUUUCCCGGGCACCAUCCUGGACCUUGCCCGAGGCUUUGCCAGACCCUAGGAAUCCCGGCCUCCUCUCCAUAGGUUAGACUGAAGCAUGGUAGAAGCUCUUGUGGACAAUCAGGAGGCGGAAUGGGGGCGGAUCUCAAGGCCCAAAUGCUGGACGACCGUGUCUCCUGCUGUGCUGGGUGACCUUGAGCUGAGACACAACUCUUUUGUGCCUGGACGUGGUGUUCAGGAAGCUCAUUCUGAUGCCCUGGGCUUUGGCCUUGACGGUGAGCAUCACAUACAGAUGGGAAUGAGGAAAGGGUAACUUAUUGCAGCAGCCCCAGGCAGUACCAGGAGGAGGUACAUAUGUGUCCAUGUUGCAAAAAUAAUCCAUGCCUCAAAAACCUGUCUAGGGGAGCCCCAGUGCCUGGCUGUUGUGGCCUGGGGUAGCAGGUGGGAAGUUAGGGAUGUCACAGAAAUGUCUGUGUCUGAAUCCAGGAUUGGGGUGGAUGUUGGAGAGGGCUUCUCCUCCCCAGGGCAGCCCCUUCUUUUAAGCUGAUGUGCCCUUCCUGGCCCAGCCCUAAACCUAAAUUCAAAUCUCCUCCGUGCCUUGGUACAAGGGACCUCCCUCUUACACUCUAAGCCUUAGUUUCUGCCUCUGAAAAAAGGGGGUCUCUAAACAGGAGCUACCUCAUAGGUUUGUUGAGGAUUAAGUGAACCAAUACAUAUAUCACACUUAGCACUUAGCACAUAUUCCCUCCCACCACAACUAGCUGAACUGUGGUUUGGUGUCUGAUUUUGAGGGGUUGAUGAGGCCUCUUAAAAGCCUCAAUUUGCUCACUUGUGAAAUGGGUCUAAGAAUAACACUGAACCCACAGGAUUGUGGUGCAGAUUAAAAGAGAUGGCAUGUAGAAUGCA
This is a messenger RNA of Saimiri boliviensis boliviensis (Bolivian squirrel monkey), 2695 nucleotides long. RefSeq names its product phospholipase A2 group III (gene PLA2G3). Gene Ontology annotation, biological process: phospholipid metabolic process; arachidonate secretion. Gene Ontology annotation, molecular function: A2-type glycerophospholipase activity. NCBI's taxonomy places the organism in Eukaryota, Metazoa, Chordata, Mammalia, Primates, Cebidae. The record is from RefSeq and is a predicted model, not a curated record.